UUCCAGUCUGGGCUUCGGGAGUUUCUGUUUUCACGCCCUGUCAUCCCAAUGCAUGGGGGACUGGAGUGGUGGGAUAGCAAGAGCCAAGCCAGCCUAGGUUACAGAGUGCGACCCUGUCUCACAGGCUGCAGGGGCCGUUCCCUGGGAGGGGGACAGGAAGUUGAGAGUCACCUGCGAACGUGGAGCCGGAGCCCCGGAGCCUCUCCCUGGGCGGCCAUGUGGGCUUCGACGGCCUCCCUGACCAGCUGGUCAGCAAGUCGGUCACACAGGGCUUCAGUUUCAACAUCCUCUGUGUGGGGGAGACCGGUAUCGGCAAGUCUACGCUGAUGAACACUCUUUUCAACACGACCUUUGAGACGGAGGAAGCGAGUCACCACGAGGACUGUGUGCGCCUGCGGCCCCAGACCUACGACCUCCAAGAGAGCAACGUGCACUUGAAGCUGACCAUCGUGGACGCUGUGGGCUUCGGGGAUCAGAUCAAUAAGGAUGACAGUUACAGGCCCAUAGUCGACUACAUCGACGCGCAGUUUGAAAAUUAUCUGCAGGAGGAGCUGAAGAUCCGCCGCUCCCUUUUUGACUACCACGACACGAGGAUCCACGUCUGCCUUUACUUCAUCUCUCCCACCGGGCACUCCCUCAAGUCCCUGGAUCUGGUGACCAUGAAGAAACUGGAUAGCAAGGUGAACAUAAUUCCCAUCAUCGCCAAGGCUGACACCAUCUCCAAGAGUGAGCUACACAAGUUCAAGAUCAAGAUCAUGGGUGAGCUGGUCAGCAACGGGGUCCAGAUCUACCAGUUUCCCACGGAUGACGAGGCCGUUGCAGAGAUCAAUGCGGUCAUGAACGCACACCUGCCCUUUGCUGUGGUGGGCAGCACGGAGGAGGUGAAGGUGGGCAACAAGCUGGUCCGAGCGCGGCAGUACCCUUGGGGUGUGGUGCAGGUGGAGAACGAGAACCACUGUGACUUCGUGAAGCUGCGGGAGAUGCUGAUCCGGGUGAACAUGGAGGACCUGCGGGAGCAGACGCACAGCCGGCACUAUGAGCUGUACCGCCGCUGCAAGCUGGAGGAGAUGGGCUUCCAGGACAGCGACGGGGACAGCCAGCCCUUCAGCCUCCAGGAGACAUACGAAGCCAAGCGGAAGGAGUUCCUGAGCGAGCUGCAGAGGAAGGAGGAAGAGAUGAGGCAGAUGUUUGUGAACAAAGUGAAGGAGACGGAGCUGGAGUUGAAGGAGAAGGAAAGGGAGCUCCACGAGAAGUUUGAGCACCUGAAGCGGAUUCACCAGGAGGAGAAGCGCAGGGUGGAGGAGAAGCGCCGGGAGCUGGAGGAAGAAACCAACGCGUUCAACUGCAGGAAGGCGGCCAUGGAGGCGCUGCAGUCUCAGGCCCUGCACGCCACCUCACAGCAGCCCCUGAGGAAGGACAAGGACAAGAAGAACAGAUCAGAUAUAGGCGUCCAGCAGUCAGCCAUGAGCCUCUCCAACUCUAAGGUGAUGAUGACCAAAGCCAGUGUGGAGCCUUUGAACUGCAGCAGCUGGUGGCCCGCCAUCCAGUGCUGCAGCUGCCUGGUCAGGGACGCGACGUGGAGGGAAGGAUUCCUCUGAGGCGGCAGCUCCCCUCAUGGGCCAACUCAGGACCAUCAGGGCGUGGACCUGGAAGCCGUGGGUGUUGAUGUUAGAACAGACGCCCCCUCCUCCCCACAUGCACACACACGCUAGUUUUCCCAUAUCAAUGGCCCAGAGUACAGAUGGUUUCGAUUUCCAUCAGGGAGCAUCCGAUGUGCUCCAACCCUCCUCAUUCCCAUCCAUCGUCCCACCAGUCUCGGGGCUCAGUCUAAAGCCGACCUGAACCUCAACCCCGAGGAGAAAAGGCGCCGGGUGCUUUGUGACAUGGUCGUGACCAGCUAAAAGCGCUUAGACGACCAUGUUUUAGUUCUGAGAAAUGGGAAGAUGCUAGUCAAGAUGAGGGGAACAGAAACGUCACUAGUAUCUGCUUGACCUGGGGAGGAAUAGCGGCUUUUGCCAACGGAGACCACUUUCCAUGGUGAAACUGCCCUUAGCAAUUAGCUCUUCAUGCUUCAUAACCAACCAAACUGCCGCAACAUUUCCACACUACAUAAGUUUGCCUUACUAACAGAAUCAUAUCCUGAAGGACGACCAUCCUUCCCCUGACUAAAACCAACUCCAACUAAUGUCUGAUAUUUUUGUAAGUGCCAGAUCAAUAUCUAAUGCCUCAAUAAGGAUCGUGUGUAGGUGAAUUGAGACAGCUAAGUGAAUGUGUGUAAAGUGUAACAGAAGCAGACCAGAUAUUUAUGUAUAAUAUUCAUAGAAUGGAAAGUUCAAUAUUUUUGCAGUGUGUAUUUAAAAAAGAGAAAUUCACAUAAUAUAGUGCCGUCUAAAACAACGUUGUCCUUCACUCACUGUUCUUUAGAAAUGAGAGUCUGGUGAACGGUGUGAGCUUUAAGAUACAUUCUUUUUCACUUGUGUGUGUCGUGAGCCUCGCGGGCCACCUUGCCGUGGCGCAUGGGAAGGACGUGAGCGUGGCCGUGUUUUGGUUGCGAGCGAGCCGCGUUCCAGAGGCACAGCUGAGUCUCGGGGGGCCUCUGCCAACGCCUCGCGUUUGCUGAGGUCCUGAAGUGCACAGCCAGAGCCAGCAUGCUUGCUGAAGCCUUCUCACGUGUGGAAUCGACUGUAAAAAGAAAAUAAAGAGGCCAAAGCCGUACAUCA
Jaculus jaculus (lesser Egyptian jerboa) is the source of this 2720-nucleotide messenger RNA. It is a transcript of the gene Septin8, whose product is annotated as septin 8. Gene Ontology annotation, biological process: cytoskeleton-dependent cytokinesis. The coding region runs from base 327 to 1598 and encodes 423 amino acids. The record is from RefSeq and is a predicted model, not a curated record. NCBI's taxonomy places the organism in Eukaryota, Metazoa, Chordata, Mammalia, Rodentia, Dipodidae. Gene Ontology annotation, cellular component: septin complex; cell division site; septin ring. Gene Ontology annotation, molecular function: GTPase activity; molecular adaptor activity; GTP binding. The transcript is spliced from 10 exons.